AUGAACAUGGCCAUGAGGCUUUUGUGCCUUUUUAUGGCGUUGGCUGGCGCUUCCGCCUUCUCAAUUAAUUUGAGACAAAAUCCGGAGACUCUUUGCUUAGGCCAAGACAACUUCUUACGUAUCGCCAAUGUUGAUAGCUGCCAGUUGUAUUACCAGUGCUAUGCUGGACGUUCCUAUCUAAUGGAAUGCCCAGAAGAGACGUGGUUUAAUGAAGAGCUACAGAUUUGUGACCGAUCGCCAAUUCCAAGGAGCUGUCGCGCAGAUGAAUCAGAACCUGAAGAAGACCCAGAACCGGAACCAGAACCUGAAGAAGAACAAGAACCUGAACCAGAACCUGAAGAAGAACAAGAACCAGAACCUGAACCUGAAGAAGAACAAAAACCAGAACCUGAACCUGAAGAAGAACCAGAACCGGAACCAGAACCUGAAGAAGAACAAGAACCUGAGCCUGAACCUGAAGAAGAGCCAGAACCAGAACCUGAAGAAGAACAAGAACCAGAACCUAAACCUGAAGAAGAACCAGAACCUGAAGAAGAACAAGAACCAGAACCUGAAGAAGAACAAGAACCAGAACCUGAAGAAGAACAAGAACCAAAACCUGAAGAAGAGCAAGAACCAGAACCUGAAGAAGAACAAGAACCAGAACCUGAAGAAGAACAAGAACCAGAGGAACCUGAACCAGAUCAAGAACCAGAAGACGUAGAACCUGAGCAAGAACCAGAGGCUGAGCAACCCGAUGGAGAAGAGGAUGCAGGUCAACAAAAUCCAGAGGAGUCUGAACCUGAGGAUGAACUCCCCGAAGAGGAGGAAGAAGAAGAACAAGUAGAGGGAGAAAACGGGGAAGGCUCAGAAAAUGGUGAGGAAAUAAAAAGAUUAGAACGAAACGUUCAAAGACAAGAAGAACAAGAAGAAGAAGAGAAUGACUCUGAAGAAUCUGAACAUAAUCAUGACCACGACCACGAUCAUGACCACGGCCACGAUCACGACCACGAUCAUGACCAUGAACACGAUCAUGACCACAGCCAUGAUCACGACCACGAUCACGACAAUCAUGAUCACAGCCAUGACCACGACCACGAUCAUGACCACAGCCAUGACCAUGGCCACGACCACGAUCACGACCAUCAUGAUCACAGCCAUGACCACGACCACGAUCAUGACCACAGCCAUGACCAUGGCCACGACCACGAUCACGACCAUCAUGAUCACAGCCAUGACCACGACCACGAUCAUGACCACAGCCAUGACCAUGGCCACGACCACGAUCACGACCAUCAUGAUCACAGCCAUGACCACGACCACGAUCAUGACCACAGCCAUGACCAUGGCCACGACCACGAUCACGACCAUCAUGAUCACAGCCAUGACCACGACCACGAUCAUGACCACAGCCAUGACCAUGGCCACGACCACGAUCAUGACCACGAACACGACCACGAACACGACCACGCUCACGACCAAGAUGAGGGUUCCGGUUCUGAUAUCGAAAGGGACUCUGUGGUAAAUUUUAUCAAAAGAAAACUUGAACAGAGUGGCGAUGGAAGUUUAGAAGAUAACGUUUGGAUAGAUGACGUCAUUAUAGAUGGUGAGUGGGAUGUUGAGGAUGGUGGAGAUGGGGAACAAGAGUCAGAAAACCCAAAUGAAGAUAAAGAAGAAUUGAGAUGGGGAAAAGUUUUCAAAAGCUGGCUCGAUGGACAAGCUUAA
Danaus chrysippus (African queen) is the source of this 1704-nucleotide messenger RNA. The record is from the annotation of a GenBank genome assembly. Lineage: Eukaryota; Metazoa; Arthropoda; Insecta; Lepidoptera; Nymphalidae.